Hippoglossus stenolepis (Pacific halibut) is the source of this 1581-nucleotide messenger RNA. Its product is annotated as arrestin domain-containing protein 4. Gene Ontology annotation, biological process: protein transport. NCBI's taxonomy places the organism in Eukaryota, Metazoa, Chordata, Actinopteri, Pleuronectiformes, Pleuronectidae. The transcript has 7 exons. Gene Ontology annotation, cellular component: plasma membrane; cytoplasm. The record is from RefSeq and is a predicted model, not a curated record. The coding region runs from base 45 to 1172 and encodes 375 amino acids.
ACAGUGGGUGUGUGUGUGUGUUUGUGUACGUGUGUUCACGAGCCAUGUCGUCCACCGUGAAAAGUCUAAAAGUCACCUGCACGCCGGUGAAUGAGAGGGACACGUUUACGCAUGGAGACUUGGUGUCAGGCCAGGUGGUCCUGGAGGUGGUUAAAGAAUGUCAGAUAGAGUCUCUGUCUGUGAAGUUCAAAGGCAAAGCCGAAGUCCUGUGGACCGAGAGAUACGGACAGACCACUGUUGUUUACAGCUCCAAGGACAAGUACUUCAGUCUGAAGCUCCACUUCAUCAAGAAGGACAAAGACGACUACACACUUAUGUCAAGCCAGAAUGGAGAAACAUACAGUAGUGUUGUUGCCCCAGGAUGCCACACCUACCCAUUCACCUUUCAGUUCCCUUCCCAGGAUUUGCCGUCCUCCUUCAAUGGUUCUGUUGGUAAAAUCGUGUACUUGCUGGAAGCCAGGUUGAGCAGAUCGAUGAGACUUGCCAAGAAAGAUUCGACUAAGUUGAACUUCCUUGCAAGAGCCGACCUGAACAGUGACUCUAAGCUACUGGCACCACAGCACGACUCUAAGGACAAAAAAUUGAAGUUUUUCAACUCAGGAUCAGUAGCCAUGGAUGUACAUCUGGAGAGAACAGGUUUCUUCCAAGGAGAAGGGUUGAAGGUUGUGGCCAACAUCCAGAACAACUCCGCCCGUGAAAUCAAGCCCAAGUACACCGUGUACAAAAAGCACAGCUUCUUUGCAAGUGGAAAGAGAAGAGUGAAUACUAGAGAUGUCUUCAGGGAGGUGGGAGAACCCAUCCCACCUAAUACUAAUGAAAUUGUAACAAGGUUCCUCGCCAUUCCCCUUGAUGUGGAGCCCUCCAUCCACAACUGCAGCAUCAUCACAACAGAACACAGACUUAGGGUCUGUCUCGAUGUCAAAUAUGCUACAGACCCAGAGAUCAAGUUUACCAUAGUCAUCCUGCCGGCCGGUCAGGGUCCCACUUGGGCACCACCACCUGCUGACUCUGACUUUGGGUCUGGAUUCCCAAGCGAAAAAUCCGGGAAUCCAGAGCUGGUAGCCUGGGGCGCCGCAGCACCACAGCCGCCGACCCAAGCUUUUGGUCCCCCCCCUGCCUAUGGCGAACACGAGAUGUACCCCCCUAUGACAAAUUAUGACAACAAAGUAUGAGUGACGGUCCUGAGAAGAUGCGUCGACAUUUCAGGGAAAUGGAAUUAAGAGAAACGGAAGAAAGGAAAAUUAUAUUCAUGCUUUAUGUAUAUCACUAUCCUUGCUAUGACUUUCCUUAACUAUAAAUGUUUGUAUUGUAGAAUGACCAAACUGCGCUGUAGUGAAACAAGCUACCUCUUUUAAUACUUUCUUUUUUUGUGUGAUAGAGAUUUGUUUCUGUACAAAUGAGUCAUGACACAAAAUACUUAAUUCAAGAUUUUGUUUCUGCUCAUCCAUGAACUGGUGAAAAGUAAAGAAAGUGAAAAUUCUACUUCUCAGCUGGUACCCUUUUAAAGUGAAUGUAAUUUUAGACUGAAAUCCUUCCCUGUCAAAUAGCUGUAACCAAGGAACAAUAAAGGUUUAAAAUUUA